Molecule: messenger RNA, 1337 nt
Organism: Tripterygium wilfordii
Lineage: Eukaryota; Viridiplantae; Streptophyta; Magnoliopsida; Celastrales; Celastraceae
Product: zinc finger CCCH domain-containing protein 14-like
Exons: 3
Coding region: 247-1131 (294 amino acids)
Molecular function (GO): mRNA binding; metal ion binding
Source: RefSeq, a predicted model, not a curated record
UUUCCAUUCUCUUUUGUAGCCCUAUCGGCUUCCUGCUUUCUCUGCUUCCAAAAACCCUUGUAUCUAGGAUUAGGGUUUCUUCGCUAAUACCGUUAGGGUUUUCUGUCCUAUCUCUUCACUUCAUUAGGGUUUUGAGUAUCUGAGCUGCUGCAGAUUUGUAUAGAUUCUUUGAUUGUUGUCUUUUCAAAUCUUUGGUUCGUUUUAGAUCUGGAUCUGUGAGGAGACGUUUAUACAUAGAAGGUGUCAAUGGAUUCUCGGAAGAGAGGUAGGAAUGAAGGUGGAUUCAACGUUAAUGGCGGCUUCAAGAGAUCUAAGCAAGAAAUGGAGUUCUUAUCAACUGGUGUAGGAAGCAAAUCGAAGCCAUGCACCAAAUUUUUCAGUACUGCUGGUUGCCCAUUUGGCGAGAGCUGUCACUUCCUGCACCAUGUUCCUGGAGGUUAUAAUGCUGUUGCCCAGAUGAUGAAUUUAGGGCCCACAAUACCCGCUGCACCUAGAAAUAUGGUGGCCCCACCAGCCAUGCCAAAUGGUUCAUCAAAUCUCAGUGUUAAAAGUCGCAUGUGCAACAAGUACAAUACGGCUGAAGGCUGCAAGUUUGGUGACAAGUGCCACUUUGCACAUGGUGAAUGGGAACUUGGCAAGCCUGUUGCUCCAUCUCAUGAUGACACUCGUAUGGGACACGGACCUGGUCGCAUGGGAAGUAGGAUGGAACUCCCACCUUCCGGUGCUGCUGCCAGCUUCGGUGCUUCUUCCACUGCAAACAUCAGUAUAGAUGCCUCAGUUGCUGGCGCCAUCAUUGGUAAAGGUGGUGUUAAUUCAAAACAGAUCUGUCGCCAAACAGGGGCUAAGCUAUCUAUCCGGGAGGAUGAGACAGAUCCUAAUAAGAGGAACAUUGUACUUGAGGGGUCGUUUGCGCAGGUACAGGAAGCUGGUGCAAUGGUAAGCGAGCUAAUUAUGAACCUUGGUCCACAGGCUGGCCAUGCUAAAGUUGCUGGAGGACCUGGGCCGGCAGCUCAUCGGGGAAGCAACUAUAAGACAAAGAUUUGCGAUAAUUUUACCAAGGGAUCUUGCACCUUUGGGGAUAGGUGUCACUUUGCACAUGGUGCUGCUGAGUUGCGGAAAUCAGUUAUCUGAUUUUCUCCAGUUAAUAGGGUAGUGUUUUGUGGAAGGUAGGUCAGAUAUCUGUUUUGAAUGCUGGCUAUGUAAUGCAACUUAGUGUAAUUGAAAGAUCAUGUCAGGUAUUUUUUGCUUCUGAUUUAACUUCUGAAAUUACCUUUGUUUUGGUAACCAUAGUUGUAAUAUUGUUUACAUAAUCUGUACUGCUCGUUUGUUUUUUGUUU